ACGCGAUCUUGAGCGAGCCAAAUAUUUGAUCCAACACUAAGAAGAAGAAAGAACAGCUUUCCUUUUCCAUUGCUUCACUUCAACCCUAAGAAGAAGAAGAAGAAGAAGAAGCUUUUCUGCUUCCACUUCUAUCUUCGAGAUUGGGAAAUGGCCUCAUACAGGGCGGAUGAAGAUUACGAUUAUCUCUUCAAGCUUGUUUUGAUUGGAGACUCCGGCGUCGGCAAAUCCAACCUUCUUUCUAGGUUCGCAAGAAAUGAAUUCAGCCUCGAAUCCAAGUCCACCAUAGGCGUCGAAUUCGCCACUCGCAGCAUUCGUGUCGACGAAAAGAUUAUCAAAGCCCAGAUUUGGGACACCGCUGGCCAAGAAAGGUACCGGGCCAUAACAAGUGCAUACUACCGAGGUGCAGUAGGGGCAUUGCUUGUGUACGACGUGACUCGACACGUAACAUUUGAGAAUGUAGAGAGAUGGUUGAAGGAACUUCGUGACCACACGGAUGCAAAUAUUGUGAUAAUGCUUGUAGGGAACAAGGCUGACCUGCGUCAUUUGCGUGCUGUCUCAACAGAAGAUGCAAAGGCUUUUGCUGAAAGAGAGAAAACGUUCUUCAUGGAGACAUCUGCGCUCGAGUCUUUGAACGUGGAGAAUGCAUUCACGGAAGUUCUAACGCAAAUAUAUCAUGUGGUCUGUCGUAAAGCACUUGAAGUUGGAGAAGAUCCUACAGCUGCUUUGCCUAAAGGGCAAACUGUUAAUGUGAAGGAUGAUGUAUCCGCUGUGAAAAAGGGUGGCUGUUGCUCUGACUGAGUUAGCCUUUACCAUGUUUUAACACGUAGAAAAACUCUAGCUAUUUACAAUCUGUGUUUUGCUUUCAAAAAUGUGUUGUUUCAAGUUUGUUUAAUUUGUUCAAACUGGAUUUAUUUACAAUUGGUUGGCUGGUUGGCUGUUGUUAUGUGUA
Impatiens glandulifera is the source of this 949-nucleotide messenger RNA. Its product is annotated as ras-related protein Rab11B. The record is from RefSeq and is a predicted model, not a curated record. The transcript has 2 exons. The coding region runs from base 148 to 798 and encodes 216 amino acids. Lineage: Eukaryota; Viridiplantae; Streptophyta; Magnoliopsida; Ericales; Balsaminaceae. Gene Ontology annotation, molecular function: GTP binding; GTPase activity. Gene Ontology annotation, cellular component: endosome.